This is a messenger RNA of Fusarium keratoplasticum, 1479 nucleotides long. RefSeq names its product COP9 signalosome complex subunit 2. Bases 1 to 1479 code for a protein of 492 amino acids. The record is from RefSeq and is a predicted model, not a curated record. Lineage: Eukaryota; Fungi; Ascomycota; Sordariomycetes; Hypocreales; Nectriaceae. Gene Ontology annotation, cellular component: COP9 signalosome. Gene Ontology annotation, biological process: protein deneddylation. The transcript is spliced from 3 exons.
AUGUCCGACGACGAGGAUUUUAUGCAAGAGUCGGACGAGGAGCAGUACGACUUUGAGUACGAGGAAGACGACGACGACGAUUCCGGCGAUGUCGAUAUCGAGAACAAGUACUACAACGCUAAGCAGCUCAAGCUGUCAGACCCUGAGGACGCCGUCACCGAGUUUCUGGGGAUCCCGCCAUUAGAAGAGGAAAAGGGAGAAUGGGGCUUCAAAGGUUUGAAGCAGGCCAUAAAGCUGGAGUUUAAGCUAGGGCAAUACGACAAGGCUGCCGAGCACUAUGCCGAGCUCCUCACAUACGUCAAGUCGGCCGUCACCCGAAACUACUCGGAAAAGUCCAUCAACAACAUGCUCGACUACAUCGAAAAGGGCUCCGAUGGCCCCGAGGCUGUCCGAAGCAUGGAGCAGUUUUAUUCGCUCACCCUCCAGAGCUUCCAGAGCACCAACAAUGAGCGGCUAUGGCUCAAGACCAACAUCAAGCUAGCGAAGCUGCUUCUCGACCGAAAGGAAUACUCCGCCGUGGCUAAGAAACUCCGAGAACUCCACAAGACCUGUCAACGAGAAGAUGGAACCGACGACCCCAGCAAAGGCACAUACUCGCUCGAGAUUUAUGCACUGGAGAUUCAGAUGUUUGCCGAGACCAAGAACAACAAGCAGCUCAAGGCGCUGUAUCAGCGGGCUCUCAAGGUCAAGUCGGCGGUUCCCCAUCCUCGAAUCAUGGGUAUCAUUCGAGAGUGCGGUGGAAAGAUGCACAUGAGCGAGGAGAACUGGAAGGAAGCUCAGAGUGACUUUUUCGAAUCGUUCCGAAACUACGACGAGGCGGGCUCACUCCAGAGAAUCCAGGUUCUCAAGUACUUGCUCUUGACAACCAUGCUUAUGAAGUCUAACAUCAAUCCGUUCGACUCGCAAGAGACCAAGCCAUACAAGACCGACCCUCGAAUUUCUGCCAUGACGGAGCUGGUUGACGCUUACCAACGGGACGAUGUUCACACAUACGAAAAGGUCUUGCAGCGUAACCAGGACAUCCUAGACGACCCAUUCAUCGCUGAGAACAUUGACGAGGUCACACGCAACAUGCGGACAAAGGGUGUGGUCAAGCUGAUUGCCCCCUACACACGUAUGAAGCUCGCGUGGAUCGCAAAGCAGCUCAAGAUCUCGGAGCCCGAGGUUCAGGACAUUCUGGGAUUCCUCAUCAUCGAUGGCAAGAUCAAUGGAAGGGUGAACCAGGAAAAGGGGCUCCUCGAAAUCACCUCUGAUGCCGACUCGGAGCGCAUCAAGGCUCUGCAAGGGCUUACAUCGUCGAUUGGUGACCUCUUUGGGGCCAUUUUCCGGGACGGCGAUGGGUUCCGUAACAUCGAGCAACCAGCAGGUGAGGAUCAGGGGGUGGAUAUCUCAGGUAUCCAGAUAGGAAAGGGGGCCGGCAGAGGUGGUGGCCAACACCGGAAGAAGGGUAAGGGACCUAGUGUUCCGGCAUGGGCCUGA